AUGAACAUCGAAUCCCACAACGCCACUAAGAAGAACAAUAACACACCUCAGAUGGAAAAUCAAGAUAUAUUUAGUCAACUUUGUCAAUCUCUUACCCCUGUUAUGAGCACGCCGGGUCAAGAACCUUCAUCCAUGUUCGAUGAAUGGAUCAAGCAAGAUUUUUUGUCCGAGUACAGUAACAAUUCCUCGCCUGAGAUAGCUACUCCCUUGGAUCAAUUCUUGAUGUCCCCUCCAUUUCAAUCGAAAGAUGAACUCAAGUUAGAGUCCAUUUUCGGAGAUAACGUCGACCUCGAUGUAUCUGCCAUUCUUAACUCGCCUCAACUUUAUUCCGUACCCCCUGAAGCUAAUUACCUCUCUUGUGCCUCAUACUCUGCAGGCACUCCUCUAUUACAAAUGAGUAACUUAUUUGCUGACAUUGGUAAUUCUUUGCCAGCUGCUCUGGCCGCUUUGGCUGCUGUUGCUGCUCCCACUCCUAUUGUGACUCCCUUAGCUGCUCCCCCAUCGACACCUAUCAUUACUUCUGUCACUGCCACAACCAAUACGACAAAGAAAACUGUGGAAGUUAGUCAUCAACCUUCGGUUGUCAAUGCUACCACCCCUACUUUUUCUGCUGCUCCCACAAGCAACCGUCGAAAACGUGCUGCUAGUGACGAUACCAAUAAUAUGGGCUCUUUAGAUGAAGCUGCUAUCAAGCGACAAAAGAAUACAGAUGCUGCUCGUCGUUCUCGUCUGCGUAAGGUUCAAAAGAUGGAAGCUCUAGAGAAUAAGGUCGCUGAACUCGAAAAGAUCAAUGCAGGAUUGCUGAUGCGCGUUGCUGUGUUGGAUUCGGAAAAGACGAAUUUGAAGGCAAAGGAAUCUUCUUUUGAGAGUCGUAUCAAGGUUUUAGAAGAGCAAUUAAUGGAAGCUCAUAAAGCUCUUUCCUCCCGUUCUUAA
This is a messenger RNA of Mycotypha africana, 933 nucleotides long. RefSeq lists its product as uncharacterized. Gene Ontology annotation, biological process: regulation of transcription by RNA polymerase II. The transcript is spliced from 3 exons. Gene Ontology annotation, cellular component: nucleus. Gene Ontology annotation, molecular function: DNA-binding transcription activator activity, RNA polymerase II-specific; RNA polymerase II transcription regulatory region sequence-specific DNA binding. NCBI's taxonomy places the organism in Eukaryota, Fungi, Mucoromycota, Mucoromycetes, Mucorales, Mycotyphaceae. The coding region runs from base 1 to 933 and encodes 310 amino acids. The record is from RefSeq and is a predicted model, not a curated record.